Salvelinus fontinalis (brook trout) is the source of this 10132-nucleotide messenger RNA. RefSeq lists its product as uncharacterized. The transcript is spliced from 4 exons. The record is from RefSeq and is a predicted model, not a curated record. The coding region runs from base 5014 to 9528 and encodes 1504 amino acids. NCBI's taxonomy places the organism in Eukaryota, Metazoa, Chordata, Actinopteri, Salmoniformes, Salmonidae.
GAUGGCCUUGAGAUAGAAGCUGGUUUUCAGUCUCUCGGUCCCUGCUUUGAUGCAUCUGUACUGACCUCGCCUUCUGGAUGAUAGCGGGGUGAACAGGCAGUGGCUUGGGUGGUUGUUGUCCUUGAUGAUCUUUAUGGCCUUCCUGUGACAUCGGGUGGUGUAGGUGUCCUGGAGGGCAGGUAGUUUUCCCCCGGUGAUGCGUUGUGCAGACCUCACUACCCUCUGGAGAGCCUUAAGGUUGUGGGCGGAGCAGUUGCCGUACCAGGCGGUGAUACAGCCCGACAGGAUGCUCUCGAUUGUGCAUCUGUAGAAGUUUGUGAGUGCUUUUGGUGACAAGCCGAAUUUCUUCAGCCUCCUGAGGUUGAAGAGGCGCUGCUGCGCCUUCUUCACAACGCUGUCUGUGUGGGUGGACCAAUUCAGUUUGUCCGUGAUGUGUACACCGAGGAACUUAAAACUUUCCACCUUCUCCACUACUGACCCGUCGAUGUGGAUAGGGGGGUUACCCCCUAUCGAUGUGGAUAGAGGGGGUAAAGAGGCCUUUCUACUGACUCUGAAAAACACCAAAAGAAAGAUGCCCAGGGUCCCUGCUCAUCUGUGUGAACGUGCCUUAGGCAUGCUGCAAGGAGGCAUGAGGACUGCAGAUGUGGCCAGGGCAAUAAAUUGCAAUGUCUGUACUGUGAGACGCCUAAGACAGCGCUACAGGGAGACAGGACGGACAGCUGAUCGUCCUCGCAGUGGCAGACCUCGUGUAACAACACCUGCACAGGAUCGGUACAUCCAAACAUCACACCUGCGGGACAGGUACAGGAUGGCAACAACAACUGCCCGAGUUACACCAGGAACGCACAAUCCCUCCAUCAGUGCUCAGACUGUCCGCAAUAGGCUGAGAGAGGCUGGACUGAGGGCUUGUAGGCCUGUUGUAAGGAAACCGGCAACAACGUCGCCAAUGGGCACAAACCCACCAUCGCUGGCCCAGACAGGACUGUCAAAAAGUGCUCUUCACUGACGAGUCAUGGUUUUGUUUCACCAGGGUUGAUGGUCGGAUUCGCGUUUAUCGUCGAAGGAAUGAGCGUUACACCGAUGCCUGUACUCUGGAGCGUGAUCGAUUUGGAGGUGGAGGGUCUGUCAUGGUCUUGGGCGGUGUGUCACUGCAUUAUCGGACUGAGCUUGUUGUUAUUCCAGGCAGUGUCAACGCUGUGCGUUACAGGGAAGAAAACCUCCUCCCUCAUGUGGUACCCUUCCUGCAGGCUUAUCCUGACAUGACCCUCCAGCAUGACAAUGCCACCAGCCAUACUGCUCGUUCUGUGCGAGAUUUCCUGCAAGACAGGAAUGUCCGUGUUCUGCCAUGGCCAGCGAAGAGCUCGUAUCUCAAUCCCAUUGAGCACGUCUGGGACCUGUUGGAUCGGCGGGUGAGGGCUAGGGCCAUCCCCUCCAGAAAUGUCCUGGAACUUGCAGGUGCCUUGGUGGAAGAGUGGGGUAACAUCUCACAGCAAGAACUGGCAAAUCUGGUGCAGUCCAUGAGGAGGAGAUGCACUGCAGUACUUAAUGCAGCUGGUGGCCACACCAGAUACUGACUGUUACUUUUGAUUUUGAACCCCCCCCUUUGUUCAGGGACACAUUAUUCCAUUUCUGUUAGCCACAUGUUCAGUUUAUGUCUCAGUUGUUCAAUCUUGUAUGUUCAUACAAUUAUUUACACAUGUAUCAUAUAAUAUAAUUUCAUGAAAUCAGAAGUACAAUACAGCAAAUGAAAGAUAAACAUCUUGUGAAUCCAGCCAUCAUUUCCGAUUUUUAAAAUGUUUUACAGCGAAAACACUAUGUAUUCAUAUUAGCUCACCACAAUAGCCAAACACACAACGCUAUUUAUUCACCGCCAAGGUAGCUUUCACAUAACCCAGAAAUAGAGAAAAAAUUAAUCACUAACCUUUGGACAACUUCAUCAGAUGACAGUCUUAUAACAUCAUGUUAUACAAUACAUUUAUGUUUUGUUCGAAAAUGUGCAUAUUUAGAGCUACAAAUCUGGGUUUUACAACGCAGCCAUCGUCACAAAUAGCACCAAAAUGUCCAGAGAUAUUUUGGACAGUCACCUAAUCUAACCAAAGAACUCAUCAUAAACUUUACUAAAAAAUACAUGUUGUACAGCAAAUGAAAGAUACACUGGUCCUUAAUGCAACCGCUGUGUUAGAUUUUUAAAAAUAACUUUAGUACAACAUACAGCAUGCAAUAUUGUGAGACAGCGCCCUACAAUUCUCCGCCUUGUUGGAACCAACAUAAAAUACAAAAAUACGAAAUAACAUCAUAAAUAUUCUCUUACUUUUGAUGUUCUUCCAUCAGAAUGUUGUGCAAGGAGUCCUAGUUCCAGAAUAAAUUGUUGUUUGUUUUUAGAAUGUCCAUUUCUUCUGUCGAAUUAGCAACUUUGGCUAGCCAUGUGGAGCUCACGUGUCCAAGAAAUGUUUGCGCCUGGAAUGAAAAAUUCCAAAAGUCCCAAUAAACGUUGAAUAAACUGGUCAAACUCGGUUGAAAAAUCCUACUUUAUGAUGUUUUUCUCAUAUGUAUCCAAUAAAAUCAGAGCCGGAGCAUUUUGUCGUGUAAACCGAACGCAUUUCAGAAGACAGUGAGGUUCCCUUGUGCACAGCUGACUACUGACAAAAGAGCGGACCUGUUACUCCAAAAGCUCUCAUUCGGCCUCACAUCAAGCUAGACACCCAUUCAACCUUCUACUGCCUGUUGACAUCUAGUGGAAGGCGUAUGAAGUGCAUACAGAUCCAUAAAUAUAAGCCAGUUGAAUAGGCAGGCCCUGACACAGAGCCCCUUUUUCAGAAUGUUCACUUCCUGUCUGGAAGUUUGCUGCCAAAUUAGUUGUUUUACUCACAGAUAUAAUUCAAACAGUUUUAGAAACUUCAGAGUGUUUUCUAUCCAAUAGUAAUAAUAAUAUGCAUAUUGUAUGAUCUAGAACAGAGUACGAAGCCGUUUAAUUUGGGCAUGAUUUUUUCCCAAAGUAAAAACAGCGCCCCCCCUAUUAAGAAGAAGUUAAGUUUGCUGAAAAUAAAUAUAGUUGACAGUGAGAGGAUGUUUCUUUUUUUGCUGAGUUUAUGUGAACCCUUGGUUUUAAUAAAUGGUUGACCCUACUUUGGCAGCAAUAACCUCAACGUUUUCUGUAGUUGCAGAUCAGACCUGCGCAACGGUCAGGAGGAAUUUUAUACCAUUCCUCUUUACAAAACUGUUGCAGUUUAGCAAUAUUCUUGGGAUGUCUGGUGUGAACCUCUCUCUUGAGGCCCUGCCACAGCAUCUCAAUCGGGUUGAGGUCAGUACUCUGACUGGGCCACUACAGAAGGCAUAUUUUCUUCUGUUGUAGCCAUUCUGUUGUUGAUUUACUUCGGUGUUUUGGGUCGUUGUCCUGUUGCAUCACCCAACUUCUGUUGAGCUUCAAUUGGCGAACAACCUUAAAUUCUCCAACAAAAUGUCUUGAUUAACUUGGCAAUACAUUUUUCCAUUGAUGAUAGCUAGCUGUCCAGACCCAGAGGCAGCAAAGCAGCUCCAAACCAUGAUAUGAUGCUCCCUUCACCAUACUUUACAGUUGGGAUGAGGUUUUGAUAUUGGUGUGCUGUGCUUUUGUUUUCUCCACACAGUGUUGUGUGUUCCUUUCAAAAAACUCAACUUUAGUUUCAUCUCCACAGAAUAUUUUGCCAGUAGCGCUGUGGAACAUCCAGAUGCUCUUUUGCAAACUUCAAACGUGCAGCAAUGUUUUUAUUUGGACAGUCGGUGGCUUCUUCCGUGGUGUCCUCCCAUGAACACCAUUCUUGUUUAGUGUUUUACGUAUCGUAGACUCGUCAACAGAGAUGUUAGGAUGUUCCAGAGAUUUCUUUAAGUCUUCAGCUAACACUCUAAGAUUCUGCUUAACCUCAUUGAGCAUUCUGCGCUGUGCUCUUGCAGUCAUCUUUGCAGGACGGCCACUCCUAGGGAGAGUAGGAACAGCGCUGAACUUUCUACAUUUAUCUACAGUUUGUGUAACCGUGGAGUGAUGAACAUCAAGGCUUUUAGAGAUACUUUUGUAACCCUUUCCAGCUUUAUGCAAGUCAACAAUUCUUAAUCUUGGGUCUUCUGAGAUCUCUUUUGUUUAAAGCAUGGUUCACAUCAGACAAUGCUUCUUGUGAAUAGCAAACUCAAAUUUUGUGAGUUUUUUUAGGGCAGGCAGCUCUAACCAACAUCUCCAAUCUCGUCUCAAUGAUUGUACUCCAGGUUAGCUGACUCCAAUUAGCUUUUGGAGAAGUCAUUAGCCUCGGGGUUCACAUACUUUUUUCAACUUACACUGAAUGUUUAAAUGAUGUAUUCAGUAGAGACAAGAGAAAUACAAUAAUUUGUGUGCUAUUAGUUUAAGCAGAAUGUGUUAAUCUGUUGUUGUGACUUAGAUGAAGAUUAAAUCUAAUUUUAUGACCAAUUCAUGCAGAAAUUCAGAUAAUUCCAAUAGGGUUCAUAUACUUUGUCUUGCCACUGUAUUUGGAUGAUAUGAUGUAAUAUGCGAUUGCCACUUUGGUAAAUGUAAAAAGUCUAGAUGAGGAAGAUGAUUAAGUUGCAACAAUGGAGACCACACAUUUGAUAUAGAAUAAUUGCAACAACAAAAAAUGAAAGGUAUACUUGUUAUAUUUACUUUAAAAAUAUUUUGGAUAUGGAUUAACAUGUGUUUUGAUUUCCAACAUACUGUAAAUCUUAAUCAAUUCCGUUGAUGUACCUUUCUGUUUUCAUUAAUACAGAUUACUGUUAGGGACUUGCUGCUCAUGAUUGGGCACAUAACUAGCUCAGUAUUAGAGGAGGUAAAUAGCAUCCUGAUCCCUGCCUUGGUUGACCUUAUAAGGCUGAGAGCUUCAGAAAGUGAUGCAGAGAGUAUGCUCUCCAUCAGCAAAGACACCAACGAAGAUUCAACCCAGGGCUCUGUCAGCUGUACCUCCCUACUCUCCAAAGUCAAUGUGAUCUGUCUCACUCAGAGUCCUGACAGUAGGUCCUCCCCAAUCUCCAUUGAUGAACCAGUCACUGCUGUCCAGACUUAUUGUAGCAGCAGUUCUCUGUCCAGUGAGGAACGAGCACACUCUUCCUCCAGUCAGAUCUCUACUAAGAACCUCCUGGCUACUUGGCCACGUUCUACCAGGCCCCAAUCUGCCAAACCGUCACCUGCUAAACCGUCACCUGCUAAACCGUCACCUGCUAAACCGUCACCUGCUAAACCGUCACCUGCUAAACCACCAUCUGCUAAACCACCAUCUGCUAAACAACCACCUACUAAACCACCACCUGCUAAACUACGAUCUGCUAAACCACAAUCUGCUAAACCACAAUCUGCUAAACCACUACUUUCUAAAUUACAAUCUGCUAAACCACCUUCUGCCACUGACUACUCUGGAACCUUAUCUGCUGUGCAAAGAGACCAACACCAACCUCCCCUCCAGCAGCCGCCCCUCCUCGUGCUCUAUCAAGCUUUUAGACAGAAGGAGUGACAUUCCUUGCUCCCUGGCUGUGAGCUCUAUUUCAACUGUUCCUGGACCUGACUCUAGCAGCAGCCCUAUGCGGGAGAAUCAAUAUGCUACUGAGGUCUCGUCGAUCUGCCUCAGCCAAGAUAGAAAUGGCCAAGGAGGGAGUGUGACACCUCCAGCCCCUUUGGAUGUUUCCCUCCCCUCCAUUAUUGAGCGGGCUGGCGGACUUGUAUGUUCCGUCAUCUCCCAGUCUUUAGCAAUUGUGGAGGCGCAGACAAGUGUGAAUGGUGAGAAGGGCUCUCCAUCUCCCACCACAGUCUCCCAUUCUCCUACAAGGGUGUUUGUCAGCCACUUAAGGAGUAGCCCACUAGGCGAGGACCUUGUAGAUUCAACACUUGCGGAUGUUAUCUCUGUCCUGAAAAUGGAGGGAAUUUUUUCCUCCUCUCCGACUUUGGACGAGGAGCUGCUUGAUCUCUCCUCCAGUUGUUCUUCAUCAUCCAGCGAAACACUGCAAUGUGUGUCUGUUGGCCCUCUUGGCAGUGGGUCGGAGACGUCCUUCAAACUUCUUGGGGGUCGUACUCUGAGUAUUGCCACCCCAACGGCCCAUGUUAUCACAGAGGACUUAGAAGUCUACAGUGAUGAGAUCAUUGACGAAAUCCUUAUUAUAAUGAGGACCAAAAAAGAUGAUGACAGUGGAAGUGACGUCUCUGGUGCAUCAACACCAUGCAGCACACCAGCACCACAGAGCCGGUCCUCUUCUGCACUGAGGGGAGUGCUUCCCCAUGACAGGAGGAUACUCAGCACAACACUGCUUGGAAUCCAGAACACACUAGACAGUGAAAGCCUCUCAGGAGAGUGCUCCAUCUCACCACAGGACAAUGCCAGAGUCCUGGAGAUGAUAAAGUUGCUGCAGAGGCGCCUUGAUGGGACACCCUCAGAGUCCUCCAUCCAUAUCACAGAUGUGGCUGCACGCUUGGGCUUUCCUCUCCCGGUAUCUCUCCAUGCUCAUCAGUCGUGUGUAUUUGCCACUGACAAAGACCUGAAGGCAGAAAGAGUGAAGGGAGUCUUUGAAAGCCUGAGAUCCCAGUUUAUGAGCUACUCCAUCAAGCCUGUGAGUAACAUCAUUACCAGGUCAACAACAAAGAUGGCUGCCUCCAAUCAGGUUAGUUUAGAGACACUCCAGGCAGCAUCAGCAAAAUCAUCUGCUGUGGCUCAGAACCUUAUUAGUUCGGUUUUAUUUCAAGUUGCCAAGGUGUCCUGCUCUGAUGACUUAGAGGGUCUGGGUGAUCAUCUCAGAUGCCCCUCAACUUUGACCAGAGUUCUGACACCUUUGACCUCAGAGAAAGCUACACUGACACCUGCUGUUCUGAAGAUCAGAAGGGAGAUGUGUAAGGAAGUGGCCACUGAACUCCAGAGUUUCUUGAUCAAGGAAUCCCUUACUGGCACCCAGACACCAUCCAAUGGACAUGCUUGCACUUCUGCUUCUGCCCCAAGGGAAGCUGUGCGGGACAUCCUGAGGAAAACCAAAGAGGAGGCUUCCAACAAAAGCCUGAAUAAUAUUUUCUCUGUUAAUUUGGAUGAGCGGCUCACAGACUCCAUUGCUGAUGCCUUAUAUCCAAAGCUGCAUGACACAUUGGAGUCCAAGAGAGAGAUGCAGGCUUCUUAUUACAGCUCCCAGAUCAGCUGUAGCCUCAGCCCCUUCGAAGUUGAGAGCAGCCUAGAGCUCCAGGAGUUCACUGACCCACUAUCUGAGUCAGUAUUGUGUCUCCUGGAUAGGACAUUUGGAGAUAAAGCUCAGAACUUAAAGACAGGCGGGGGUGUUUUACAAUAUGUCACAGACCCAACCUAUAACAAGCUUUUGAUUGGACCCCACACCAACAAUGUCAAUGUGGUUGUACACACGAUUGCAGUAGAGGAGUUGCCUGUUGAGGGUUGUAUUGCGCAAAGUGAGGCCAUUCAUGGCCUUCACAAGAAGCAAGAGUUACCUUCCAGCACCAGUGACAGAGGGAAUGAGACCCCGAGCCCUACUAAUUGCCUGCUGGAGGGUGUAGUGGGCAAACUGAUACGGAAGAUGCUAUUUCAGGGCCUUGACAUCCCUGAGGUACCCAUGAACGACAGCCGCUCUGAGAGCUUUAAGCCACAGUAUGAACUGGUUGCGAAGCUUUGUCCUCUGAUGGUAAGGACAAUCAUGGCUACAACCAUAGCCAAUCAACCACCUACUAUUCAAGAAGCAGUGAUGUCUUCCGAGAACAUCCAUGUGAAAGAGCUGUGUGAGGCAGGUAUCAAACCUCUCAAAGAGAACCAUGUACCCGAUGACUCUGAGACAAACAUCAUGGUCAGAAGGGCUUUGAGUGAAAUUGAAUCCUGUAUGAUUGAGACCUCCGCCAACGACUCUCCCAGUCUACAUUCCACACCAGAGGUGGUUGUAGACCUGAUCACCAAGCUGCUUCAUGGGUAUGAACUUCCCUCAGAGGACUUUGCAUCACCUGUGUCAUCCCCAACCACCACUCUCUCUGAUGUGGCAAUGGACAUGGUGGUUUCUGUCCUUCGGGACCUGUCCGAUUCCCCAGACGUUACCUCCGCAUUGGAAAUGACCAAGGAUCUCAAGACGCCGUACUCCCGCCCCUCAAGUGCAAGGAUUGUAAGUGCCCUCUGCAGAGAGCUGGAGGAGCACAUGGGCUCUCCUGAUGCUCUGAGGCGAGCUUUGAGGCGCGGCAGUGGGGAGAUGACAACAGCCAUUGCGAGUGCAGUCACCAGGGAAGUCAACCGUCUGGGUUCAAUCGUACCUAAAGUCUCUGUCCGGCCGCUCUCCUCAGACAUCUGCCUAAGGACAGACCAGGACAAGGUCACGGUUAAGAGCCGAUGUGGCUCGGCUGAGGUGACGACAUCCCAACCGGUGUAUAUUAUUGUUCACGUAGAGGCGGUGAUGGAUAUCAUUGUCCGGCUGCGCGCUCUGAUUGUUCCUCGGACCCAGGAUAAACUGGCCAGCUGGACCCUAGUUGAGGAUGUGACCAACAAGCUGUCCAGUGCUCUGUGGGUGAGGGUGACUAACAGGUGGAGGGAAGCAAAUGUCUGCCUGAAGGCAACAGACAUCUUUCAGUUGGUGCUGUCUGUGCAUAGAAAGUUGAUGCAACGCUAUGGCACAGAGGAAGCCCUACAGAAGAUACUGUGCCACAAGGCACCCAAGCUGCACAAGGACAUUGUCUGUCUUGUCACAAACGGAAUUAUGGAUGCACCAUCCAAACUUCAAGGCACCAAAAAUCUGGAAUCUACACUCAACUUGAAAGAAUUGACAGCCUUGUUUAAUGAAAUGACAACCCGUCAAUCUUUGAAUAAGAAAGCUGAGCAGAGCAGCAUCAAGACUGAGAUUGAACAGCCGGAGUGGUCCACUGUGGAUCAAGUGACAUCCGGUUCCAGCAGCUUCAUUAGGGAGCUUAUAUUAGAAGAAGUCCUGAUGAAGCUUGUCAAGAAGAUAUGCCGUAUGCCAAAAAGGACCAACAAACAUCAGCGCAUCCAGAUCAGUGAUCUGGUGACUGAGCUGAUCCGAUUGUUCGAUGAUGAGGUGGCCAAAUAUCUGAUUGAGGAAAUGGGAAGCCAGCAAAAAAGCUUCAAUUCUAAGAUGACAUCGAAGCUGGCAGAUGCCAUCUACACUGACCUUGGGAAGGUCAAGCGUUUGAAACGCUCCUUGAAAAUUGACGAUUUAUUUGAGGAUCAGGAGAUGCUUUCCUUUGUCUCUGACAUUGUUUCCCACAAGCUACUGGCCAUCUUCAAACCCUCAGUGCCCAACCCAUAUGACCACGAGACCUCAGACCUUGAAGACUCAUGCAGGGAUGAUGUGGAGGAUGCGGAAUCUGAGGGGGUGCAUUAUGCCACCGGCAGAAAGUCCAAGAUGAGCAUUGUCCUUAAAGACACUACAGACCAGCCAGAGAUGUACAUUGCUGUGGAUUCUCCACCUAUGAUUAAAUUAUCCAAGAUGAGGAAAGGCAUCCGGGGCUUCUUCUGGGGAGUCCAGAAGGCCUGGAAACGCUUGGUCACCUGCAAGUCCUCUGGGUCCUCUGAUGGGUAGCCUGGAUGACGUGCAGCCCAUGUCAGUUGCUUUUGCCAGGCUACAUCUGAGGAGAACACCACAACUGGCCUCAAUACAACAUUUUUAUUUUUGUUGUUCAUUUCUGUUUUCAUUUUGAGUCCCCUAAUGCUGCUCUAUUUGAACCAGGCUGUCAGUGGACUAGCUUACCAUUAGUUUAUACUCCUUAAGGAAGAUCCACUAUAGGCUACUCAACACCAAAAUUCCAUCUGGGUCUUUUGAUCCCUUAUUAGCUCCCACUCCUGUAACUAGGAAUGUGAGCUUCUAAAUGUCAUUCAGACAUCUACAGCUUCUCCUGUGAUUAGGAAGAUAAGCUAAGAAGCCCAACCAAUUGACUAGAUGUGCUGUACAUCUGAUGCUCUCUCCCUAUUGUAAUCAUUGAUCCACGUCCAUUGCAGCCUCUACAUUUGAUGUAGAUAUUUAGCCUAAAUUAAAGAAUUACAAGGAGGGUAGGCCGACAGCAGCUUCUACUCUUACGAUUAGGAAAGUGGUGCUAAACUUUUUGGGAUUUGAGGAACUAUGUAUUUUAUUUUUCAAUCACUUACAUACUUUUUAAUGGAUGUUUUAAUAAACCAUUUGUAUUGCA